AUGCUACGUUCAAACGGGGACUUCCUUGUUCGAACUACAGAACCCAUGGAAGGAAAACCACGUGUUCUUGUUUUGUCUGUCAUGGUGAGAGAAGAGCGUGAAGAUGAAGGAUCCCAAGAAGUGUUCCUACUCAACCCGAUUGUGCGUCAAAGUUGGGAGCUGUCUUGCAGCAAUGUUAAAAUAUCGAGGAAACUGGGCCAAGGUUCUUUUGGCGAAGUGCAUGCUGGGAAAUUGAGAUUGAGCAACGGAACUAUGAUGACAGUUGCUGUGAAAGUUGUCACGUUGGAAGUUCUGACGAAAGAACAAGUCAGAAGAGUCCUGAAUGAAGCGCGCCUAAUGAGGCAGUUUGACCAUCCGAACGUGAUUAAAUUCUAUGGUGUCGCUGCAGGACAAGAACCUUUUUUGACGAUUAUGGAGCUGGCGGACUGCGGUGCCUUGGAUGUAUACCUACGAAAAAAUGAGCAACCAAUGGAUAAAAAGAACGAAAUGUGUUUGCAAGCAGCUUGGGGAUUGGAAUACUUGCAUGCCAAAAAUGUUCUUCACAUGGAUAUGGCUGCAAGGAACUGUUUAUACGGAGACAAUAAGGUUAAAAUCUCAGAUUUUGGUCUUGCCCACGAAGGUACUUUCUACCAAAUGGAUCCCAGUAAAAGAAUCCCAAUUAGAUGGCUUGCUCCAGAGACGCUAAUAUUGGCUAUCUACACACAGAAGAGCGACGUAUUCUGCUACGGUAUUAUGUGCUGGGAGAUAUACAACAAUGGCAUGGAACCAUACCCGGGAAUGUCCGUCACAGAAGUCAAUCAGUGUGUAAGAACUCGACCAACUUUCUAA
Messenger RNA from Angiostrongylus costaricensis, 828 nucleotides. Lineage: Eukaryota; Metazoa; Nematoda; Chromadorea; Rhabditida; Metastrongylidae. The record is from the annotation of a GenBank genome assembly.